UCUACUUUAUAUUAUUUCAGAUUCAUUGUCGAUUGAAUUCGUUUUCUUUUCUAUCCGACACGAUUUUGAACGAUUCAUUGGUGAAACUAGGGCUCUGCGCUUUCUAGUUGUUGGUUUAUUCCGAAUUUUAAAACCAUAAAUCAUUGCUCAGUCCGAUUUGGUAGUCUACUGUUUUUUUUUUCUUUCUGCCGAAAAUGUUGCUUAAGGUUUUUCUCUUUUCACGAAUUCAAGUUUUUCUUUUGGGCUACGAUAAAACAUCCCUUUCCAUUAUUCCUCUUUACAUUUUUUAAUUUUUUUGUCUUUUUUAGUAUAAUUCUUGGUGACCCUUUACUCAAAAUCUUCCCUUUUCAAGUCAAGUUGCUUCGCAGCCAUGGAAAAUCCUCGUUUUUCUAAUGGCUCUGUCAAAAAUGGGAUGCUUUGCAUCGACACCGAAAGACUCUGGUGGGAACAGAAGGAAGCCAACAAGCAUCGGUGAGGUUUCAGUAUAUGUACCCGGUUUAAGGAUACCGAGACCCGUGGAGUUUUCUCAGGCACUUGGUGAGCAGCUACCAAAGACUCUAGUUGAACGCUUGACAGCUUUACGAACGCGUAUAGUAGUGAUGGCUAAUCAAGAAGGACCUACAAUAACGAGAACUAGGAGAAAGACUCAACAUGGAGGUUCAACACUCUCAGAUCUCCAUCAGGCUUUGGUAGAUUAUCUACCUGUUGUCUUGGGAUUAACUAAAGAUGGCACCCAUCUACAGUUUAAAGUACAAUUUAAUUGGGUAAAUCAGGAGGAUGAGGAAGAGGAAACAGCAAUGUCAAACGUUUGGUAUGAAGUUUUGUCGGUUUUGCAUCUAAUGGCGAUGCUACAAAUGUCACAAGCCAAUUUACUGCUUCUUCCUAGAGGUUCUAGUGAAGGCCACAACCAUCCGAAAGUAUCAGAAGAAAACAGACGAGCUUCCAUUGAUAUCUUCUUAAAGGCUGCUGGGUAUCUUGACUGUGCUGUUAAGCAUGUUCUACCUCAGUUUUCUGCCGAACAAAGGAGAAGUUUACCGGUUGACCUAGCAGAAGGCGUUCUACGGGCUCUUUGCUUGCAAGCACUAGGCCAGGGUGUUGAUAUCCAACUUGGCAUGGCGAUUGAUAGCUCAAAGGCCACUCUUGCAGUAAAACGAAGACUUUCAUGUGAAAUGGUGAAAUAUUGGCAGCAGGCACAAGAUAAUUUAAUGAAUCUUCCGUUAGCAAAUGGUUGGGGAGAAAAGCAUAGACUCUUUGUUAAGUGGAAGUAUGUUGAAGCUAAGGCUGCGGCUUACUACUAUCACGGUUUGAUUCUUGAUGAAGGAAACACAGAGAAAUCACAUGGCAUGGCAGUCGCUGCUUUACAAGCUGCAGAUGAAUGUUUCAAAGAAAGUAAGAAAGCAUCCGAAGCAUUCAACGCCUCCUCACCUACUUCAAGGACACCACCGCUUUUUGGGACAAUGAAGUAUCUAACAGAGAAAAUCCCGAAAGAUACUUCGAGUAAAGUCAGGAUAAACCGUGAUCUAUACUCUUAUGAAAAAAUCAUGGAGACGGCACCUACACUUCCUGAUUUUUCUCUGGCAUUGAAACCAGACGAAGCUAAAGAAUCAGUGGUUUCCAGUGGCUGCCUGCAAAAUGAUGAUAAAACCAACGCAUUGCUGACCAUGCCCGUCCUUUACGAGCAAGAUAAGCACGUGUCUUCUGCUAUUUUGACCGGACAGGAGAGAGGCGUGCUUAGAUGCCAGGAACGAACAUCAUUGCUUCAUCACUGGAAGCUCACAAAGGAGCAGAUAGAGUUGUGCUGGAGUUACUUCCACCUGAAUAUCGACAGGCCAAAGAGAUCCACUCGUCAGUUUCCACUGGCACUUUUGUGGAAAGGAAGGCAACAGAGUCGAUCAAAGAAUGACUUGUUUAAGUAUCGCAAGGCACUUGACGAUCUCGAUCCAUCAAAUGUUAGUUGGUGCCCCUUCGAAGGAGAUCUUGACAUUGUGCCGCAGAGUUUCAAAGAUAAUCUACUACUUGGUCGGUCCAGAACAAAACUGAUCGGACCAAAAGUAGUUGAAUGGCACUUCCCGGAUCGAUGCAUGAAGCAGUUUGGGCUGUGCCAAGUUAUCCCUGGAGAAGUUCCCCCUAGGAAAAACGAGAAAAGCCAUGACGAGGACUUAGUGGAAGACAUGAACACAGCAGACGAAGAAUGGAUGAAACGAAGGGAAAACAUUGUGGAGAAUGAAGGAGGCAAUGGUGAUGAAAAUGAAUAUAUGCAGUGGUUCACUAGCAUCACAGUCCCAAAGCUUCACAGAGAUACAAGUCUCGAAGCUGAUAUAAUGAAUGUGCAAGCUGCUAUACUCCAAUUUGACGAGGUGGCUUCAACGUUGUCAUUAGAGGAUCUACAUCCAGAGGAGAGAGAAGCAAUCGAAGAAGCAGUGAUGUCUAUGUCCAAUGCCUUGAGAGUGGGAGAUUGGUACGAGGCUCCAACAACAAACAAACGCAAACGAAGAGAGGAACAAACGGAGUGGAGCGAAUGAAACCAAAAGAACAGAGAUCCUUUCUUUUGUUCUUCUGGCUGAUGAGAUAGAAAGAAGAUAUUUAGAUGGCACUCAGCUGCAGAUUUUGGGAGAUCAAUAUGUGCAAUUAAUUUCGUUUCAGCUCAACAAGAGCAGUAGAUAAUAAACGUUAGUUAUUAUGUCUGAAUUUUUUUUAAGUUGGUGUUCUAAACAGUGUAUUUCAUCAACAGUGAUUACAAUUGGAUAAAGUAAAUACAUAACGUGUGUGUGAUGUACUGAUUGAUGUUUCUAAAUAACGAGAUGCGAUAAAUAUGGUAGUAUUGCAUAAAGCAUCAUUUAUAAGUACAACUUAACGCAUUAAUAUAUUUCUCCCAGGAAGAAAAGACCUGCAGCAAUUAGCUGUAGUUUUU
This is a messenger RNA of Thlaspi arvense, 2911 nucleotides long. NCBI's taxonomy places the organism in Eukaryota, Viridiplantae, Streptophyta, Magnoliopsida, Brassicales, Brassicaceae. The record is from the annotation of a GenBank genome assembly.